Molecule: messenger RNA, 336 nt
Organism: Perkinsus marinus ATCC 50983
Lineage: Eukaryota; Perkinsozoa; Perkinsida; Perkinsidae
Exons: 4
Coding region: 1-336 (111 amino acids)
Source: RefSeq, a predicted model, not a curated record
AUGGUCAAUCCUGCUGAGUAUUGGAAAUUCGAGUCGUUCGCCCAAAAACAGGACGAGAUAGGGACCUUCGCUCUAUACUAUGUCAGCUUCCUUAUGAUAUUCGUCCUCUCUAUGGUGUGGUGGCUUCCGGUGGCGGGCAGAGAUGAUGAUGACGACGAUCCGGCCAAGCUAGCGGAGCUACCCGUCUAUCACAGCAUCGAGAAGGAAUACGGUCGGCUGCUAGGGUCAGCCCGGAACAAGGUUUAUCUCGCGAAAAAUGCCAUCACUGUUCUAUUCGACGGCCCCGGCGGAAUUGUGGCAGGCUCAAAGGUCCCGGUCAUCGAAGCGACUGCAUAG